Molecule: messenger RNA, 2261 nt
Organism: Cloeon dipterum
Lineage: Eukaryota; Metazoa; Arthropoda; Insecta; Ephemeroptera; Baetidae
Product: putative fatty acyl-CoA reductase CG5065
Exons: 7
Coding region: 264-1829 (521 amino acids)
Biological process (GO): long-chain fatty-acyl-CoA metabolic process
Cellular component (GO): peroxisome
Molecular function (GO): alcohol-forming very long-chain fatty acyl-CoA reductase (NADP+) activity
Source: RefSeq, a predicted model, not a curated record
UGAUGUAGGUUAUUCUGUACGGUAUUCUUGUGAGACUCUGGGUCAAUAGUGAGUGAGGCGAGCCAGGUUACCCAUCCGUCCAGCCAGCCUGCCAGCCGUCAACACAGCCGCACACCCGCUCCAGCCAGCCCUGGGACCCUUUCGCAGGACUAACGCCAAAAGCGGGAGCUGAGCGUUGCGUUCCGCAGCAGCACCAGCAGCAGCAGCAGCAGCAGCGUAAAAGCCGGCUGACGAGGAGAACGCUGCCCAGAGAGGCAGAAGCGAUGGCGACCUCCGGAGGCAGCAACAGCCACAUCGCCAGCUUCUACAAAGAUCGCAGCGUGCUCAUCACCGGGGCCACCGGCUUCAUGGGCAAGGUGCUGUCCGAGAAGCUGCUGCGCUCGUGUCCCGACAUCAAGAACCUGUACCUGCUGAUGCGGCCCAAGAGGGGCCAGGAUGUGCGCACCAGACUCGUCGAACUGCUCAAUGCUCAGAUUUUCGACGGCUUGCGACGGGAGCGUCCAGAGGCGUUGUCCAAGUUGAUCGUGGUUGCCGGCGACAUCACGCAGCCCGAGUUGGGCAUCUCCGCAGCGGACCAGCAGCUGCUGACGGAAAACGUGUCCGUGGUUUUCCACUCGGCGGCCACGGUCAAGUUCGACGAGGCGCUGAGACUGUCCGUCGCCAUGAACAUCCUGGGCACGAAGCGGCUGGUCGAGCUGUGCCACAAGAUGUCCAAACUGGAGGCAUUGGUGCACGUCAGCACCGCCUACUGCAACUGCGACCGCGACGAGGUCAAGGAGGAGGUGUACCCGCCGCCCGCCGAGCCGGACAAGAUCAUCCAGUGCGUCGAGUGGCUGGACGAGGACGUCAUCAACUCCAUCACGCCCAAGCUGAUCGGCAGUCGUCCCAACACGUACACCUUCACAAAAGCGCUGGCCGAACACAUCCUGGUGCAACACAGCGGCAGCCUGCCGGUGGCCAUCGUGCGGCCGUCGAUCGUGACCGCCGCCUGGAAGGAGCCCAUCCCCGGCUGGGUGGACAACUUGAACGGACCGACAGGAAUGAUCGCCGGCGCCGGCAAGGGCAUCCUGCGAACCAUCCUCUGCUACCGCGACCUCGUCGCCGACCUUGUUCCUGUCGACAUCUGCAUCAACCUCAUGAUUUCGGUCGCCUGGCACACGGCCGUCAACAGGCCGAAAGACAUGCUCGUCUACAACUGCACCUCAGGCUCCCUCAACCCGAUCAAGUGGCACCAGGUGGAAAGAAUGGGCUACGACUUCCUGCACAAACACCCUUUUAGCGACGUCAUUUGGUAUCCAAGUGGAUCUUUCAAGUCUAACAGGAUGGUCAACAACUUGAGCGUUUUGGCGUUCCACAUGGCACCUGCACUCGUCCUCGACACAAUCGCCAGGCUCUCUGGCAAGAAACCUAUAAUGAUGAGAGUGCAGCAGAAGCUUUCGCGAGCUGUUUCGUGCCUUGAGUUCUUCACGACGCAUGAGUGGCGUUUCACGAGCCACAACGUGACGCAGCUAGCCGGCAAACUCAGCCCCGUGGACCAGCAGCUCUUCGACUUCGACAUCAGAGGGGUCGAUUGGGCGAUUUACAUGGAGCAGUACGUCUUAGGCACCCGGCGCUUCAUCCUCAAAGAGGACAACAGCACCUUCCCUGCUGCGCACAGACAUCUCAGAAAAAUGUGGUGGUUGCACCAAUUGACGCAAUUGCUGUCUUUGGCUGUGGUGUGGCGCGUGGUGAUGCUGCGCUCGUCUUCCGCGAGACGCAUCUGGUACGCGUUGAUGAACGCCUUGCUGCAGAUCGUCCGCGCGACGCCUCUCGCCCGUCUCAUGCCGUGAAAAAGUGUCGAGAAAAUUUAAAAACAAGACAAUUAAAGCCGUCGGUGGUGAAACACGGACUCGGGAGUGUACGAGCGAGGUCAAAUUCUUAUUUAUUCUUAGCAAAAGCAGCGGCAACUCUUUUGGAAAAGAGUUGCGAGCUUAUCAGAAAUAUUCACACUUAGAACUUUUAUUACUCGCGCGCCAGGCGAUAUGUUGGAAACUUGGAAAGCACAAACUCGAGCCAUAGAUGGGAGUCCCCCCUCAAAUGUCUUCUACAGUGUUCAUAUUACAGAGCGAAAAUAAUGUCAAUUUGUACCCUCAGACGACUGUUCCCCGACUUGCCAAUUCUAUUAACUUCCAAGAAAGUGCAGAGAAUUGUUAGAAGAGGUUUGUGCGAUACCUUUUUGUAUAUUACUCAAUAAAAUAUAGCCCAUUAUGAUUAACAAAUAA